This is a messenger RNA of Aphanomyces astaci, 192 nucleotides long. RefSeq lists its product as hypothetical. Bases 1 to 192 code for a protein of 63 amino acids. The record is from RefSeq and is a predicted model, not a curated record. NCBI's taxonomy places the organism in Eukaryota, Oomycota, Saprolegniomycetes, Saprolegniales, Verrucalvaceae. The transcript is spliced from 2 exons.
AUGGUGACCAAGCUCAAGAUGAAAAUGGACGACCGGCUCUCCCAUGCGUGGUUGUCGCUGUCCAAGCGCCUCUCCAGUAGCGGUAGCAGUCCCCGUCGUUGCCCCCCGGUCACCGUCAAAGAAAAGACCGAAGGCGACGCUUUACAUGACCAGUAUCGACAAAACGGUGGCAAGCCAGAACAAUUGGGAUGA